Diatraea saccharalis (sugarcane borer) is the source of this 3780-nucleotide messenger RNA. The record is from the annotation of a GenBank genome assembly. Lineage: Eukaryota; Metazoa; Arthropoda; Insecta; Lepidoptera; Crambidae.
AUGAAGAACAAAACUUAUGAUUUGAACGGAACUUCAAAAGAAAAACGAUUUGUCGACAACGACCACUCUAAAGGGAAAUUUGACACGGAGGAAACAAAUGGAGAUACUGAAGACAAACCUGAAGAAGUCCCAAGCAUCUCUUACUUCACAUUGUUCAGAUUCGCCACAGCAAGAGACAAAUGUUACUUAUAUAUAGGAUUGCUAUGUUCUAUAGCAGCAGGAUGCACCACACCUCUCAACGUAUUGUUAUUCGCGGCGUUACUAGAAGCCAUGGUACAGUAUGGUAUCUCCCUGAUCCUGGGCGAUCCGCAGGGUGACCAAUUCAUGCAGGCAGUCACAGAUUUCGCUAUUUACAACAGUAUAGUUGGGGCAGCUCUUGUUAUUCUUUCCUACAUAGCCACGGUACUUAUGAAUACCGCGGCGUACAAUCAGAUCUACAAAAUCCGCCAAGCAUAUCUUAAAGCAGCUUUGAACCAAGACUUCGCGUAUUUUGAUGCACAUCAGACUGGGGAUAUCGCUGCGAAAAUGACCGGAGACGUCGUAAAAUUAGAGGAUGGUAUCGGUGAGAAAUUAGGAACAUUUGUCUUUUACCAAUCAGCAUUCUUAAGCUCCAUCAUAAUGGCAUUAGUGAUGGGAUGGAAACUAGCACUCCUCUGUCUCAUAUCAUUUCCUAUCACAUUAACACUAGUGGGUGUAGCCGGCUUGGUUGCCUCUAAGCUGUCUAAAAAGGAGGCAGUAGCAUCAGGCAAAGCAGGUGCCAUAGCAGAAGAGGUUAUAUCAGCGAUACGCACAGUUUAUGCAUUCAGUGGACAACAAAAAGAAACUGAAAGAUACGAAUCGCAUCUCAUUGAUGUUAGAAAAAUAAACAUUAAGAAAGGGUUCUUCAAUGGCAUAGCUAUGGGGAGCCUCUUCUUUUGCAUAUUCUGCUCAUAUGCGUUAUCAUUAUGGUUCGGUUACAGACUUAUUGUAGAUGAUGACUACGACGUGGAAACUAUGAUCGCUGUAUUUUUCGGUGUCUUAAUGGGUUCUGCUAAUUUCGGUAUAUCAUCCACUCUCAUGGAAGUAUUCGGUGUAGCAAGAGGCGCCGGCGCACAAAUAUUCAACCUGAUAGAUAAUGUACCCACAAUAAACCCAUUGCUAGACACCGGAACCAAACCAGCCUCUAUAUCCGGGAAUAUAGAGUUGAAAAAUGUUGUAUUCCACUACCCAUCCAGACCCGAUGUUCCGGUGUUAAAAGGCAUCAGUUUAAAUGUGAAGCGUGGACAGACAGUGGCGUUGGUUGGACACUCCGGUUGUGGCAAGUCCACGAUAAUUCAGCUCAUCUCCCGCUAUUAUGAUGUCAUCGAUGGUAGUGUAACCGUAGAUGGAAAUGAUGUACGUGAUUUGUCGAUACGAUGGCUCCGAAGUCAAGUGGGCUUGGUGGGACAGGAGCCUGUGUUGUUUAAUACAACAGUCCGACAGAACAUAAGGUAUGGCCGGGAGGAUGUCACCGACGAAGAUAUAGAGGCCGCAGCGAAACAGGCGUACGCGCAUCAGUUUAUCAUGAAACUUCCUAAGGGCUACGAUACUUUGGUGGGUGAGCGCGGAGCAUCCUUAUCUGGUGGUCAGAAACAGCGCGUAGCCAUUGCUCGCGCGCUCAUACGAAAUCCCAGUAUCCUGCUACUAGACGAAGCAACCAGUGCGCUAGAUCUAAACUCUGAAGCGAGGGUCCAAAAAGCACUUGACAGGGCGCAGGAAGGUAGAACGACGAUCGUGAUAGCCCACAGACUGUCUACCAUAAGGAACGUAGACGUCAUAUAUGUGUUCAAAGAUGGUGUCAUAGUAGAAAAUGGGAAUCACGAGGAGCUGAUGAAGAUGAAAUGUCAUUAUUACGACAUGGUCAUGUUACAGACUUUUGGAGGCUCUGAAGGAAACGAAAUUGCAGAACCCAACCGUCUUACCAGAGAAAUAUCGGUAAAGAGCGAAAUCGACGAUGAAGAAGAAAUCGAACACGAAUCAGGGGAGAACGUUGAAGCUGACCUUGACCAAAGAAACGUAUCGUUCUGGAAUGUCCUAAAACUUAAUGGACCAGAGAAGAAAUCUAUUACAGCGGCUAGUUUUGCUUCGCUUCUGAGCGGUUUUGCUAUGCCCCUUUUAGCAGUGAUUUUGGGGGAUUUUGUAAAUGCACUAUCGAACCCGAAUACAGAAGAAGCAGAAUCGGAGGUACGCCGAUUUGCACUUAUAUUUGUCGGCAUCGGUGUAUUUUCUGGCAUUUCUAAUUUCAUCACGGUAUUCUUUUACAGUGUAGCUGGUGAGCAUUUAACUGAAAGACUGAGAAAGCAAAUGUUUGAAAAAUUACUACAAUUUGAGAUCGCUUUCUACGAUAAUAAGGAUCAUUCUACUGGAGCGCUAUGUGCUCGACUUUCGGGCGAAGCAGCUGCUGUUCAAGGGGCGACGGGUCAACGUAUCGGGACAGUGUUACAAGCAAUAGGUACAUUCGGAUUCGCGCUUGUACUAGCGCUAGUGUACGAGUGGCGAGUCGCUUUAGUCGCUAUGACAUUUGUACCUCUUAUGGCGGGUGUUUUGUACAAGGAAGGCAGGAUGGUUAGCGCUGAAAGUUUCGGCACAGCUAAAACUAUGGAAGCUAGCUCUAAGAUCGCAGUGGAAGCAGUAUCUAACGUACGCACUGUAGCAUCUCUCGGCAGGGAGGAGACCUUCCUCAAUGAUUAUGCUAACCAACUGCUCCCAGCACUGUACCUCGCUAAGCGGACCGCUCAUUGGCGCGGUAUCGUGUUCGGACUAUCUAGAGGACUGUUCAACUUUGUAUAUGCUGCAGCCAUGUACUAUGGGGGUGUUCGAAUCGUGUAUCACGACGUCGAUUUCGCAUUAGUACUUAAGUCCGCUCAAGCGCUUCUGAUGGGUGCUUCAUCAGCAGCCCAAGCAUUCGCUUUUGCUCCCAACUUCCAGAAAGGCAUAAAAGCGGCUGGACGUGUUGUAGUUUUAUUGGAGAGGGAAUCCAAAAUCACCGACCCUGUGAAACCAGCUAUUCAUAAUUUUAGGGGCACCGGAGAGGCGAGCUUACAGAAUGUUAUGUUCAGAUACCCGACACGGCCGAUGAUACAAGUAUUGAAUAAUUUAGACCUGGAAAUUCAACGCGGCAAAACUGUCGCGCUAGUCGGCAGCAGCGGAUGCGGCAAGAGUACCGUUAUACAACUACUGCAAAGAUAUUACGAUCCGGAUUCUGGUAUUGUGGCACAAGACGGCAAUCCAUUGCCUAAGUUACGGCUAGUCGAUGUAAGAAGUACUAUUGGUUUCGUGCAACAAGAACCUAUACUGUUCGACCGAACUAUCGGCGAGAACAUCGCCUACGGGGACAACUCGAGAAAAGUUAAAAUGGACGAGAUCGUGGAUGCGGCCCAGCAAGCUAAUAUACAUAACUUUAUUACGUCAUUACCACUGGGCUACGAUACAAAUAUAGGCUCGAAGGGUACGCAGCUUUCCGGUGGACAGAAACAGCGGGUGGCGAUAGCACGGGCGCUCGUAAGGAGACCCAAGAUGCUGCUGCUCGAUGAAGCUACCAGUGCUCUUGACACUGAGAGCGAGAAGGUAGUACAAGAGGCGUUGGAUGCGGCUAAGGCUGGUCGUACAUGCGUGUUGAUAGCCCAUCGUCUAAGUACCGUGCGUGACGCGGACCUUAUAUGCGUCAUUAGCGAUGGACACGUGGCCGAGAGCGGUACACACGCUGACCUUAUAGCACUCAAGGGAUUGUACUACAACCUCAAUAGAAGCGGAUAUGCGUAA